Molecule: messenger RNA, 2050 nt
Organism: Penaeus indicus
Lineage: Eukaryota; Metazoa; Arthropoda; Malacostraca; Decapoda; Penaeidae
Product: slit homolog 3 protein-like
Exons: 15
Coding region: 184-1941 (585 amino acids)
Molecular function (GO): protein binding
Source: RefSeq, a predicted model, not a curated record
GUGUAGCAGCGCUCUUCUUUUCCGACUAGAGGACAGUGUGACAGGAACAAGUUACAAACCCUUCGGAUAUAAGUGUCUUCCCCGAAUAUUAUCAAAUGGAUUUAACCAGAAAGCAAACGGCAAAAUAUAAUUAAAGCAACAGAUUCUCUGCCGCAAGCUGGGUAUUCAACUUGGGAAUAUAUCAUGAAGAGAAUGCACUUCCCGCCACUGCUACUGGUCUUGAUCAGCGUUGUUGUGAUAGGAUCUCAUCCAGAAUCAACAAAGGGAGAAUGCAUCGAUGAAGUCAGUCAAGACAUUUCAUUCCGGGCCUUUCUCUGUCCCCAGGCUGCUUCUCUCUCUAAGUUAUUCGAACAAUUGAAAGGAGAGAAUCAAAGAAUACGCGUCAAAAUCACGGUGGAGAAGGUGGACGGACAGCUAAGACUGCAGCCUCCUCCCAACAUCUUCAUCAUCUCGCUUUUUCUUCAGAACGCGAACGUAACACAAAUAUCUAUUGAAAUGGAAAACCAGUCGUCGUUGUCAUCCUUAAGCCAGCUGGACCUGAGGAACAACCGCUUCUUUAAGCUGGAACACAUGCAGUGGAGCGUCCUGUCCUCGCUGACGGUACUCAUUCUCAGAGAAACGCCUGUGACUGAAAAGGCACUGACGUUAUUGUUGUCGCAUCUUCCUGCUCUCCAGCACCUUGACAUCUCCUCUUCUGGCCAUCGCUUCCUCCCUGAGAAAGUCUUCGACAAGAACCCGGAACUGCAACACCUCGAUUUAUCGAAUAAUGAAUUUGGGAAAAUAACACUACCUGGAAACUUAACCUUGAGGCUGACGCACCUCAACAUCUCGAGCUGUAAGCUGGACGAGGUGUCCGUGCUGACGGCGUGCGUGGAGGGGCCGUGUCCCACGCCCUCCUCCCAGGGGCGCCUGAGGACUUUGGACGUGUCCAACAACUCUCUGAAGUGGCUGCCAAGGAGGCUGGUGGAGUCCCUCAAAAAUGAUUCCUUUGUUAAUAUCAAAGAAAACCGCUGGAACGAGGCGUGCCAUAACUGCUCGCUCUACCACCUGUGGCAGUACUCGAGGCAGGCGCUGCACAUUGACGCCCGCGAGGAACUCGACUGCUUCAGCGAGGCCGUUCUUCGGAGCUGCGGCUGGGAGGACUGCCCCGCCGAGUGCGACUGCGACAGCGGGAGGAAGACGGUGAACUGCACCGGGAAAGGCCUGGUGGAGCUGCCGAUCGUCGUGCCCUCCGAGACCGAGAUCUUCCUGGCGGACAACAACGUCAUCACCAACAUAGAUAACGUGGCCUUUCCCACGUACUGCAACCUCAGGCGCCUCAGUGUCGAACGCAACCUCGUGACUAAGCUUUUGCUCUCAGGACGAGGGAAAUGCGACUGUUAUACAUACGACUACUACAGUAAGGAUAGCAAGUGUUAUCCUCAGCAUCUCCACACAGUGUCCUUAGAUGAUAACAAAAUUAAGAGACUAACCGCUGCCGACUGUCCGUUGCUGUAUCCUCUGGGGACACUUACGAUGUCUAGAAAUAAGUUGGAAAGCCCCGGAGUGCAGGUCUGUGGCUCCCUACUACACCUGCUUUCCCUCGACCUCUCAAACAACAGUAUCGCCAACGUCACCUCUCUUGACCUCGCCACAUACCCGUCUCUGCAGGAUCUCAACCUCUCUCACAACGCCCUAAAAAAAUUCCCUCUCAACAUAACCGAUCUAUUGCCUAGACUCAAGACUCUGAACGUCAGUUCCACUUCCAUAAGAAAUUUAACCAGUGGGACCUCGGGACUGGGUAUUAUUUUCGGAGACAACUCUAUGGUGAACUGCAGCCACGGUCAAGGCGGGGAAAAGGAAGGACAAGGGAAGCCCGAGAUGACCAGGAGGCGCCACAGUCAAGGCGGGGAAAAGGAAGAACAAGAGCCCGAGGUGAGACUUACGUUAAACUGGGUUUGAAUACAUGUGGUUUGUGCCUCCAGUUGGUUGUCGAGGUUUGGAUGUAUGCUUAUUCUUCUCAAAAGCGAGUGCGUCUUAUAUUAUACAUGUGCGGAGGCGAUUCGAAGGG